CGUAUGUUUGUGUCUGUCGUUGUGGGUGUAUAGUCUAAAUAUAGGGGGAAUGCACCUCCGACUAUGCGCGCGUUUUCACACGGACGUAUUCGUGUAUGUGCUUUCGUGUGCCUUUAUUAUGCAUAUGUUCUUGCAUCUGUCUAAUACAGUGCUUGUCCAUGAGUUUUAAUACAUUCUAAACAUACGUGCACGCAUUGAGCUGUGAGUGAAUAGUGUGAAUCUACCGGGAUAUACUACUAUAUAGUGCGAAUCUGUAUUCUGUGGGUACAUACGUUGGUAGUUUGAGUAUAGGUAUGCAUACGCAAUGUGUGCAUAGUGCAUGAAGUAAUAUACGUUUACAAUUGGUGAGAGACGAAUGGAGAAAGCAAUAUUGCAGACCACAAAAACCGAGGACGUCUUCGUACAUUCAUCACUGGGAUAUAAUAUCUCCUACAAACUGUCAGGGUGGUUUGAGACGAACUGCAAGGAUCAUGAUGUCGACCCUGACUACCAGAACCAAGGCGACCACCAUUACGGAGUCCGUGUCACUGGUACUAAUGAAGAAUCUAAUGCGCACGACCAUCUCAAGUGUGGCCUAUUUACGAGGCUUCUUCCCAGACCGGGUGUUCACCGAUCGGCACUUGGAAGGGAUGAAGCUGAAGCUAAUGAAAAAGGGCGUCAAUGAGCAGGCAGAUCUACUCAUGAACUGGCUCGAGCAGGUUUUGUAUAGAGGCUAUAAAUAUGUGCACAUAGUUGUAUAUGUGUGCACAGAUCUAUCCG
Sphaeroforma arctica JP610 is the source of this 759-nucleotide messenger RNA. RefSeq lists its product as hypothetical. Bases 356 to 664 code for a protein of 102 amino acids. The transcript has 4 exons. Lineage: Eukaryota; Ichthyosporea; Ichthyophonida. The record is from RefSeq and is a predicted model, not a curated record.